Linum tenue is the source of this 482-nucleotide messenger RNA. The record is from the annotation of a GenBank genome assembly. NCBI's taxonomy places the organism in Eukaryota, Viridiplantae, Streptophyta, Magnoliopsida, Malpighiales, Linaceae.
UUCAAGGAUGCUAUAUGGGCGAGCACACCCUGCUCAAUCUCGGAACUGAACCUCUACAAGAAUGACAUCAAUAAUCAGGGUAGUCUCUACAUUUCUGCUGGACAAGUACAGGAUGUUGAUGUUUUGUGCUCAGCUGAGAAAUUGAAGUACUUAGUGCGUUUGAUUGUUGCUAAUGGAGUUGAUGAGGGUACGUUUAUCUUCACAACUGGGAAGUUCCGUUGGAUAGCAAGUCACAUCAUUGAGGAGAGUGACAAUGAGUGGUCCAACAACUUCAAGAACCUCUUAGCUUAUCUAAUGUUCAAUUCCUUUAAGUUCAUGGUUGAAGUUGGCGACUUUAACCCGGUGGCUAAUGAUUUCAAUUUAGUCCUCUGCAAGUUAUUCAGGUAGCUUAUAUAUUAGAGGGAUAUUUGCACGUCAUUCUCUUGAGGGUUGUUCUACUUAUUAAAGUUAAACUUUCCUAGCAUACAUUAUUAAUUUGCUGA